AUGCGGGAGGUCCGCUGUACUCUUCCGCUCUAUGAACUGCCAGGAAGCUCGAAUGUGACCGUUCAAGUAUCCAAUGAUGGAGCAGAAUGGUCGCAAGAGACUUUCGAGGUUUACAUCGUUUCAGCUGUGGAACUGUGGACUGCGUCCUUGGCUCCAACUUUUGGAGUCCCCACCGGCAACACGGUACAGGUGACCACAGCCAGUGCCUUGCCUCGCAUCGCGACCCUGGGAUGCCUCUUUGGCCUCGGAACAGAGUCCCGCUCAGAGGUCCAGCAGCGUCAGCUCUCAGUGGCCGAUCCGGAGAUAGUUUCCAGUUGUACGAACGACACCAUGUGUGAUAGCAAUCGCACUUGCGUUUUCAAAGAAGAUCGAACAUGGAGCCAAUGUGUGCCCUUAGACGAAAAGACCUUCCAGAAGGAAUGCCCCUCCGACUAUAUCAUGCUCAUCCGACUGCACCAAGUCACCAAGCACAUCACAAAUGUACUGCAUGAGGAGUUCCAGGAACAGUGCGUGGGAUGGGAGGAUGAUUUCCGCUUGGCAGGGAUCAGGGCCACCCAUUUCAACUGUCCAAAUACUAGGUGCUACUCGCAAGAUUGGUGCGUGCACGGUGCUCGCUGUGCACUUCAAGAAAACGGUGAUUGGGGGCAGUGCAUUAUGUGCCAUGAGAAGAGCUUCCAGACCAAUUGCUACUCUUGGCGUUCCUCCUUCAUAUCUGCUGCAGAAACUGCAUGCCACAGGAAAUGUUUGUUUGACGAAGCCUUCGAGGACAAGAGUGGAGAGAAGGAUGCGAAAGGAACUUUGGGAGCUAGCUCAGAUUCAUCGGUCACUGGAGCCAUGAGGGAUGCGGAAUCGGAUGAUGCCGGCAGAAGCCCAGAGAUUGGUUUCCGCCUCACGUUGGCUCCUGCAUCUGGACGCAGCGGAGAUCCACAACUUCUCACCUCGAAACCCAGCAGCUUUGUUUACACCAGGACGCCAAAUUUCUAUCGAUUGCAGCCCAACUUUGGUCCUGUGAACGUGCCAGUAGUCGUGAAGGGCAGGAACUAUCCUAUGGGGAUUGCCGAUCCGUCCCAGGUCCAAUGCUUCUGGUCUUUGACCCGUGUAGUCACGAAUGGAACCCUGCUCUCAGAUACCGAGCUGCGGUGCUACUCCCCAUACGAGCUGCCCAUCAUUCAGUGGACGUCACAAUUGGGCUCAGUGGACCACCUCGCAAGCAUCUCCUUUGACGGUGGCAGGAACUUUCAUCCAGUGGCUGCAGAAGGACUCGUGUUUACCAUCCUCCAUGGGGGCAGUGGACCCUUGGCAGCUGCGCUGGCGCCAACAAGUGUCCUGAUGGGACGAGGUGAGACGAUCUCAUUCUUUGGCGGCGACUUCUAUCCAGUGCAGCAGCUCGCACCCGCCUUUGGCUAUUGCACUUUCUCCUGGAACGUGACCUAUCCAAGCAAUCUCACCAAUGACACAGGUGUUCGAAGCGCAACUGCAGUCUAUGUCUCCCAACGAGAGGUCCAGUGCCAGGUUCCUUUGGAUCUCCCACCUGUGACACAUGCGGUGCGGCUUUUCUUCACCCAAGGAGGUUCAACCUUUGAGGCUCGCUACGGCAUUCCCUCUGGCGAACCGUGGCUGAAUCUGACAGUCUUCCCAUCAUUCGCACUGCACGAUCCGGUGCCAGCUUGGGCUCCCCGCGGUGGUCUGUGGCAAGUUUCAUUGCCUGGUAGUCGCAUUUUACCUUUGGCGGAGGACAACUACCACUGCACCUUUGGCUCCGCUCCUGCAACAGCUGCCUUGCGGAUUUCCUUGAACGAGGGACGCAAGGCGUUGGUGACGGGCGGCUCCAAGGGUAUAGGACGCGCAACGACUGAGUUGUUCUUGAAGCUUGGUGCGGAGGUGGCAAUUUGUGCAAGAGGUGAGACAGAACUUGAAGCCGUUCGGCAGCUGGCGCCUGACCGCUGUCAUCCAAUAGUGGCAGAUUUGUCUACAGAGAAUGGAGUGAAGGAGUUGAUCGCCAAGCUUCCAUGGAAGGAGCUUGAUAUCCUGGUGAACAAUUGUGGUACCAACAUUCGGAAAAAGGCGGAGGAAUUUACCAACGAGGAGUUCUCCAAGGUCUUUGAUACCAAUUUCAUGUCGUGCAUGUGGCUUUCGAGAGCCGCCCUGCCUUUGUUGAAAUCCGGCAGUGAGAGGCGGAAGGCACAAGGUGCACCCGGAGGCGCCGCAAUAGUGAAUCUCAGUUCAGUGGCAGGAACGACUCAUAUCCCUUCCGGUUUCCCAUAUGCCGCCUCCAAGGCUGCCAUGGAUCAAAUGACGCGAAAUUUGGGUGUGGAAUGGGCGCGGUUUGGUAUUCGCGUCAACUCGGUGGCACCAGGAGCUAUUGAAACCCCAUUGAUUCGGACUGCAAAUCCGCAAUACAGAGCUGACUUCAAGGAAAGAAAACCCAUGGGACGCAUGGGUCAAGUGGAGGAGAUUGCUAGGCCCAUUGCUUUCCUUGCAAGCGAUGCUGCUUCUUUUAUGACCGGUCAGACUUUGUAUGUUGACGGUGGCUUUACUGUGACCGGCUUCAACAAAGUCUUGUGCCGGUCUGCGCUCCAUGAAGCAGGCCAUGUUCCUCUGCAACUUUCCUGGCCUACCAGGCCACUUUUGAUCGUUUUCGAGAGAACACCAAAUCAACGGAUGGGGAUGGGCAUCGCAGAGGAAUUCUUGUUGAUGGAAGGGGCGCAGCAAGAUGGUGCUGCCGGCUGCGACCCCGUCGCCGCUGGAGCGGUCCUUGGGGUCCUGAGGAAGGUGGGCCUCACCGGCCCUAGGCUGGCUCUCCAGAUAGGAGAGGAGGCCGAAGUGGCCAAACAGGCCGCAGAGAGGGCCGGGGUGCCUUUUGAAGAGUGGGUGGUGGACUUGGUCAAGGCCCAGGUCAAAGCCGCCUAUGAUACAGUAGAGCUGGAGGCCAGACUGGAAGGUAGUGCAAAGUCCCCGGGUGCCCAAGCCGUGGACGAUGCAGUGGCGAGCAUCACGAAGGCCGCACAGUCGCAGGCAGCUGAACCGACUGGGCCUCCAAGUCGGCCAUCAGUAGAAGUCCCCAAAAGGGGUAGGCUGGCCAAGUUGCCGAAGGGAGUUUCCUUGGCAGGCGGCACAGGGAAUAUGGAAGAAGAUAAGGUGGUGCAGCUUCUCUUCGAGGAGCUAUCCCUGAUGGGGGCCCCCAUCGUCGCACAGAUUGGGGGGACAUCCAAUCCAGAGAGGGCCAAGCAAGCCUUGCUUGGGAAGUACAGGGCCUCAACAGCCAAGAGGUACUUGGCGUACUGGCAGGGCUUCCGCAAGUGGAUCUGUGCCACGACGAGCAGCUUGCCCUACCGGGGCGAACAGCUGGUGGACUACCUCCUAGCAAGGGAGGAGGAAGGGAUGGGCGCCACAGUGCCCUUAUCUGUUGGAAAGGGUGUCGCGUGGUUUGAAAAGCUGGCAGGGUUUGAAGAGGACCAGAUGAUGAGCUCAUCACCGUUGGUGGACACGGUGGUGAAGGACCUGCUGAGGAAGCUGGAGGACAAAGCUCCACCAAGGCGGAGGGCACCCAGUGGCAAGCGUGUCAAGGAGCUCCCCUUCCACGUGGCAGCAGAUGCGUGGGUUGGGGAGGUCAGCUGGUUGGAAGUUGGGAUCCAGCUCCUGGGAGGCCCCAGGGGGAAGACAGCCGAGCUUGUCAUCCCGGCGGGUCUGAGCCAGGGUGAAGCCUGUGAAGGUGUGGUGAUGACCUACCAAGAGGCAGUUGCUUGGAGCGCCGAGGUGUUGCAGGAGCUCAGAGAUGAGAAGGGAGAUCCUCUCAUCCCUCAUGGGUGGGAGCGGUACUGGACAGAACAUAGCGAAAGAGCAACUCUGUCCAGCGCCCUGGCAGCAGUGGGGGUCGCAAAGACGGACCGCGACCUUUUGGGGCGUUGGACUCCUGAGGGUUCAGACCAGUACGUGAGGACGUACAACUCAGUGGUGGGCAAGCUCCAGGUGAAGUAUGCAGAACCGGUGAGAGAUGGAUAUGGGUAUGAAUCCUUCGACGAGGGAGCAGUGCUGGAAGGCCUGAAGACGUGGCUGACGGAAAAGUGGUCAGUCAAUCCAGAUGAGGCGAAUGCCGCCGUGGAGGCAUGGAAGAGGAAGCUGAGGGCGGUGGCUGGCCUGCCUGAUCCCCCAAAGGAGGAGGCAAACACGUGGGGCAGUGAGCCCGUGGGACCGGUGGAGGAAGAGGAGUCAUCCUCCAGCUCCUCGGGCAGCUCCACAUCGGAAGGAGCGUCGGGUUCCACUGCAAAGAGGCCCAGGAUGGAAAAGCUGGAAAGCGAGAGGCCAGCUGGCUUCAUCGUGGUGUACAACCGGAUCAACCGUGGGAAACUCCACAGGGCUGGCAGAGAGGGAUGCUGGAUGGCGAGGCAAAGAAAGUUCAAGAAGGCAGCAACCUUCAGUGAGCAGCCGGAUGAAAACGCGUACACAUCGCGGUGUAGGUUGUGCUGGCAGGAUCUCAAAUGGGAUUCCUCGUCCAGCGACUCUGAGGAUGAGAUCCUGGAGGGGGCAGCACUUGCCGCCAUGCCGCCGAUAGUGCUCACGGAGGAGCAGCAAGCUGCUGCUCUGAGGAAGGGCAGUGCAGAUUUGAAGUUUCUCUUCGAUCGCAACGAAGUGCCGGCUGAGGUUGCGGCGAAGUGGUUUCACUCAGGGGUAACAACCCUUGAGAAGUUCGCAAGCAUAGCCAAGGACGUAGAUGACUUGGUGGAGGUCCUGAAGGCUCAUCUGGACAUAGACCAGUCUAGGGCACUGGAGGAGAGGGUCCAGGUUGCAGCAGUGUCCUGCGCCUGGGCAAAUGCCCGCACACGUGUCCAGAGAGCCGCGGAAGUUGAGGCAGAGCUGGAUACAAAGGAGUGGAGGAAGCCCGUAUCCACAUCAGAGUGGUUGGCGAUGCGGGUGGGCCUUGAGAAGGUAGUAGGUGCUCUUGACGAGCGCCUGACUCCGGCCAAGGAGUUCAUCGAAAAGAAGCUCCAAGAGGUGGAGUCGGGAGACUACCGUGCAGAGGAUCUGACUGAGGUAGUCAGCCGGGAGGAGGUGGAUCCGGAUAGCCUGGUUCCCCAAUGGGAUGCAAAGGGAAACAUUACAGUGCGGAGAGGGGCGACUAGGGUCAAGGAGCCAAAGAACCCUGAAGCGCUGCGCCAGCGUUUGACCCUCCUCCGGAACGCAUUCCAGAUGCUUUCCCUCCGCCAUACGAACAGGCCGGAGCUCCAAGGAGAUUAUGUGAAAGCCUUUGAGGAUUACAAGGAUUACUUGAUGGGGGAGCACGUGUACGGCUUGAACGCGAAGGAUGCUGAGGGAAUGACGAUUGCCGCUCCCCCAUUCAACUUGGUCCUCUCGUAUGAGCGGGCGGUCAGAAAGGAGGCAGCUCGGAGGAUGAACCAGGAGGGAGUGGCAUUCCCUGCAGCCCUCCGGGCGGCGUGGCGGGAUCCCUUGACCAAGGAGAGGCAUUUUACCACGCCUCUUGCACUGGUGGCAAAGAGGCCAAGUGCGCCAACCAGUGGGUCGGGAGGUGACCUGGCAUCAAAGAAGCCGCGCUUCGAGCCCAAAGGGGGCAAAGGGAAAGGAGCGGGUAAGGCCAAGGUGCUCCCAGGCUGCGCCACGCACAACCGGGACGGAACUCCCAUUUGUUUCAGGUUCAACACCGUGGGAGAAAAGUGCAAGCAGAAGAAGUGCAAGUUUGCACAUCAAUGUGGCAUUUGCUUUUCGGAGAAGCAUGCCAUGUUCCAGUGCACGGUGGCUACAAGGAAGAGGCGGAAUUCACUGGCAUGGUUCGUCAAAAAGUUGGCGAAGAGGUUUCACUUCGUGGUGGAAGUCAUUGAACUGGACCUCCGGCAUAGCCGUAAGGUCGACUUCACCCAACCAAAGGUGCAGAGCAAGUGGUUGCGUUUCAUAGACGCAGGGGCGGCAGAUGCCCUGGUUAUCACCCCGCCCUGCAGCACCUUCAGCAGGGCACCGUGGGCAAAUGAAGAGGGCCCUUACCCUCUGAGAUCCUCGCUGUGCCUGCGUGGGUUCACUUGGAAUUCAGGCCACAGGCGCCAGAAGGCGGAGCUGGGCAACAUCCUUGGAGAUUUUGCCUUCGAGGCAAUGAAGCGUCAGAUGGCGCACAAAGGCAAGGUGGCAUACAUGGAGCAACCGGAGGAUCUUGGGAAGACCAAGCAGGACAGAAUCCCUGGCCACCGGCCUGGAUCCAUGUGGCAGUUUCCUCAACAUGCCCAGCUGAUGGAUCUACCUGGGGUCGUUAGCGCCGCAUUUGCGCAAUUGGACUUUGGGUCCGACAGCGUCAAACCCACAAGGCUGCUGAUGAAGACUCCGGGGCCCCUCCACCCAGAGAUGUACACAGGGCCGCCAGUCUUUGAUGAAGCAGGCUGGUACCUGGGCCCGUUGCCCCGCAAAGAGGGAGUCCCCCUCAUUGGGAAAGUGAACGGAGUCUUCAAAACCUCUGAAGCGGCAGCAUGGCCCCCUCGGCUUUGUGAAUGGGUGGCGGCACAAGUCUUGACCUCGUUCAAACAAAACAGUGAGGCAGGGGAAAGUCAAGAAGGCAAUACAGGGAAGAGGGCAGCUCACGACGACCCUCAGAAGGAAGAAAAGCGGCCAAAGCUUGGCCCUGGGAAAAAGGAGGCUGGGGAAGACACAGACCCCUUCAACCCUCCGGUGAAAGGAGGAGUUGGCCCCCCGCGAGCCUGUAUCUGGAAAGGCAACAGGAUCCCUUUUCAUGAUGGGGGAUGCCUGAUGUCUCCGGGGCGCUGGAAUAUCCCAAAGAGGACCUUUCCGGACGGAGAGGAUUGGCAGCAACUGAGGAAGAGGCUUAAAGGGCUGGUCACAGAUGCGGCUGGAGGCGAUGCGGGGCUGGAAAAGGAGUGCUUCGCGAUGUCAAGGGGAGAGGCGGGGUGUAAGCUGGCUCAGAAUGAGGACCUUAGGAACCGCAUCCUGGGUGUUUUGGAGGAGUUUUGCCAGCCCGCCGAAGGCCUGAGGCAGGUGGCUGAGGGCCAACCCUUCAGGCUCAGACUUAUGAGAGCCGUCUUGGAGAAGGCGGCGGAUGGGGACUGUCAGUUCCUGGAGAUGGCUGAAGGAGGGUUCCCGGUUGGAGUGCUCAACCCCCUGCCCCGCACCCCGGCUGCUUUUGAGAGGCAGGUCGACUGGACGCUCCAGUUUGACCCUGCCGACGCCUAUGUCCUUGAAAGGGCGAACUACCCCUCGGCCAGAGAACAUGAGGAGCAUUUGAGGGAGCACCUGGAAGAAGAGGUGAGAGAGGGCCUGGUUGAGAAGAUGACGAGGGAGCAGUUUGAGGAGCAGUUUGGUGAGGCCAGGGCCGUGGCAUCGCUAGCAGUUCUGGUAGAAGAUGAGGUGUCUGGAAAGAAGCGGGUCAUACACGACGGCUCCCAUGGUGUGAAAGUGAACCGCAGGAUCCGCUGCCUAGAUAAGCUGAGGAUGCCAGGUGGACGCGAAAAGAGGUUCCUGCUUGGUCAAUUCAGGAGGGCGAAGGACGUGGUGUUCUCGCUCAUAGGGGACUUCGGAAAGGCCCAUCGGAGGUUCAAAUACAUCAGAGAGGAGCAAGGCUUUCUGGCCUGCAGAGUGAAUGAGGAAGAGAACGCCAUCUAUGUCAACCGGGUGGGGACAUUCGGGAUUGCCUCCACGCCUUACUGGUGGGGGAGGCUGUCCGCAGCCCUGAUGCGGUUAGGGCACGUCCUACUGGGACCGGCCCCGAUCGAGGCCCUGCUCUAUGCGGAUGACCUUGAGACUAUGGGCGUCGGCAAGGAGGGACGGAGAUGCCAGGUGCUGCUAUUCGUCCUGUUGGCAGCCUUCGGCUCGCCGUUCAAGUGGAAGAAGCAGAGGGGCGGCCUGGUCACUGAAUGGAUUGGGCUGACAACGGACUACGGGUCGUACUCCCUUGGGUUGUCGGAAAGAAGGACAGGCUGGCUGGUCGACUGGAUCGGCCGUGUCUGCCAGAGGAAGUUGGUUUGGCCUGGUGAGUUUGCCUCGUGCUUGGGGCGUCUGGGAUUUGCAGCAACGGCCCUCCCAUGGGAGAAGCCAUUCCUAGGGCCGCUUUACACGUGGGCAGCAGCAGUCCGCGAGCAGAAGGGUGAAGUUGUGGUGCCCUGGGCGAUUUUGUCCAUUCUGGAUUGGAUCUCCCUGAGGUUGAAGGGGGGUGGCCGGAUGGAGAUGGUGGCAGAGGAGGCCCCGUUGGCAGCGGGGGCAGUAACCUGCUAUACUGACGCCAGAGCGUCGGAGGAAGAUGCAUGCAUAGGUGGGUAUCUGGCAAUUUCGCCGGACCUGAAGAAGUGCCCCUGGUUUAGUUUUCAGGUGGACGAGACCAUGGCCCCUUGGCUGAGGAAGAGGGGAAACAACCCGAAGCGGAUGAUCGCUGCUCUGGAGCUCCUGGCGACACUGGUGGCAGUAAAGCUCUGGGGCACAGGGGUUGGAGGUGGAAUGACAGCCUGUUUAAAGGCCUUCACUGACAACAAGGGGAACUCGUUUGCCGUGGUGAAAGGGAUGAGCACGAAGUUUCCCCUAACCUUGCUGCUGAUGGAGCUUACGGAAGAGUUGAGGACGCUGGACCUCAAGCUGGAUUUGGAAUGGAUCAGCAGGGAUGAGAACACAAAGGCUGACUCUUUGAGCAAUGAGGAGUGGGGCGACUUCGACGUGAAGAUGAGAGAAGUGAGGAGGCCUGAAGAAAUGGGCUGGAAGGUCUUGGACAAGCUCCAGGAGAGGAGUGAGGAACUCUACAAAGAGAUUCGGGAAUUGAAAGAAAGCCGUGCAAAGGCAAAUUUGCUGAAGCGCGG
Molecule: messenger RNA, 8795 nt
Organism: Cladocopium goreaui
Lineage: Eukaryota; Dinophyceae; Suessiales; Symbiodiniaceae
Source: the annotation of a GenBank genome assembly